AUUAAAUAUUAUAUAUGCUCUAAGAAUACUACGAUAAGAAGGUCUUGUUUCUUACAGGAUGUACAGGUAGAGAUGAAAUAUGAUUUAAUAGGGUUUGUUGGUAAAGUGCUUUUAGAAAAGACCUUACGUUGUAUUCCAAAUAUAGCAUACAUUUAUGUGUUGAUAAGAUAAAAAAAGGGAAGCAAUUUAGUGGAAAGAUUUAAAAGAGAGAUUUUGGACUCUUAAGUAGUAGAGUGAAUAUAUGUAGUGCUUUGAUCGUUUGAGAAAGAUACAUGGAAGUGGUUUUGAGUAAUUCAUAAAGUAAAAGAUUUAUCCAAUAGAAGGUGAUAUGUUAAAGGAUGGGUUGGGUUUAUCAUAAAAUGAUAAGGAAUUAAUAAUUAAUAAUGUGAAUGUAAAUAAAGAUUGAAAUAGAUAGAUCGUAAUUAAUUGUGCAGCUAGUGUAGAUUUUAAUGCUAGAUUAGAUGAUGCUAUAUAAAUCAAUGUAAGAGGACCUUAAAGAUUUAUAGCUUUAGCUUAGAAAAUAAACAAUCUAGAAAACUUUAUACAUAUAUCAACUGCAUAUGUAAAUUCUGAUAAAGAAGGUUAUAUUGAAGAAAAGAUAUAUAAUCCAAGUUAGGAGAAUUUAGAAUAGUUAGUAACUUAAUUGUUGAAAACACCAGUAAGUAUUUUAGAAAAAAAUGUAAAAGACAUAAUUGGAGAUUUUCCAAAUACAUAUACAUUUACAAAAUGUAUUGCAGAAAAACUAUUAGUUUAAACAAGAUCUCCUAAUUUUCCAUUAACUUUAGUAAGACCAUCAAUAGUAGGAGCCUCUUGGAAAGAUCCAGUUCCAGGUUGGAUUGAUAGUUUGGUAGCUAGUAGUGCAAUUUUCUUUUUUGUGGGUUUAGGAUUAAUAAAAACAUUAAAUGGAGAUGAAUGUUUAAUUGGAGAUUAAGUUCCUGUUGAUUAUGUAGCUGAUUUUAUUCUAACAACUGGAGCAUAUUAAAAUGGUUAAAAAGAAGUUUCUGUUUAUCAUUGUUGCUCUUCAGCUAAAAAUCCAAUGACAUGGGCUUUAGCUAAAGAAGUAAAUGCUUAAUUUUGGACAAGAUCUCCAAGUUCUCAAUAAUUCUCUAAACCAAACUUAACUUUCUAUAAAAAUGAAAAAUUAUACAAACUUAUGACAAAAAUAAAAAAUACACCUGCUUUAAUGUAUUAUUAGAUUGCUAAUCGGAUAGGAAAUAAAGAAAUGAAAAUAUAAGCAAAAAGAUUAAAGAAAAUAAUUGAUAGAGCUGAAUCCAUUAAUGAAACAUUUAAACCAUUUGUAAUUAAUGAAUGGAUAUUUGAAAGUUCUAAAAGUAAUUUAUUAGUAGAGUUUUUGAGUGAAUCUGAGAAAUAACAUUUUAAUGUUGAUAUUGAAAAAUUGAAUUGGAGAAAAUAUUUGGAAAGAUUUAAUUGGGGAAUUUAGAAAUAUAUACUAAAAGAUUAAACAAAAGAAUUAAAUUAAUAAAGUACUGAUGUUUUAGCAUAGAGAAAUCAAUAAUCAUAUUUUAGUGACAUUGAAUGGUGUCUAAAUAAUGGAUAAGAUUUUAAAACUAAGACUACAAAAGAACAAAUAAGUUUGGUAAUGAAUUCUUAAAGAGUUUAAUCAGUGAUAAAAUAAUUAGUAGAAGAAAAAGCAAAGAAAUAUUAAUCCGCUACUCUGAAUUUAGAUAAAUUUCAUUAAAAUAUAGAAAAACAGGGAAUUGAUAUUUGUGAAGUAAUGUUUGCUAAUUAUAAUAUGGGAGUGAUACGUAUAUUUGCUUGGUUUAUAACAAAGGUUUUUAGAUAAAUCUAUGAAAAAGUUUAAAUAAAUGAAUAAGCUUUAUUAGAAUUACAAAAUUAUAAUUAAAAAGAAGGAGGACCAUUAAUAUUUAUGCCAACUCAUAGGUCUUAUAUUGAUUUUAUUAUGGUAAAUAAAUAUUUUAAUUAUGUUAGUGUUCAUAUGUUUUCUUUUCAUAUAAAAUUAAAUGUCCACAUAUUGCAGCUGCUGAAGAUUUUCUAUAAAUGUCAAUUAUACCUAUAAUAUUAAGAGCUUCUGGUGCUUUUUUCUUAAAGAGAAAAUAAUUAGAAGACAGUAUUCUAUACAAAGCCAUAUUUUAUGAAUAUGUUCAGAGAAUAUUGAUAGAAGAAUGUUAUUUAGAAUUCUUUAUUGAAGGAACAAGAUCUAGAACAGGUAAAACAUUAAAUCCUAAAUUUGGAUUACUGAGUAUAGUAUGUGAUGCAGUAUUUGAUAAAAAGAUUUAAAAUGCAACAAUAUUACCAAUUACUAUAAAUUAUGAAAAAGUAUUAGAAGCUGAUACAUAUCCUUAUGAAUUAUUAGGAGAAGAAAAAGUGAAAGAAUCUUUAAUUAGAGUUAUAAAAGCAUUAAAAAUAUUAUCAUCAAAUUUUGGUAGAAUUCAUAUUGGAUUUGGUAAAAUGAUUUCAGUAAAAGAAUGGUCAAAAUAAUAGGGACUAGAUUCAUUUGAAAAUAUGAGAGAUAGAAAAAAAGCAAUAGAAACAUUAGGAUAUGAGGUAGCAUAUAGAUUAAUUGAGGAAAUGGUAGUUAUGCCAACUGGAAUUGUAUCUUCAUUAUUAUUGAUGAAUAGAAGAGGUAUUACUGAAGAUUAAUUAAUCAAACGAUUUGAAUGGGUUUUAAGAUAAAUAGCAAUUAGAGGAGCCAAGACAUCUGUUACUAAUAAUGGUUAAAGUGAUGUAACUGUAAGAAAUUCUAUUGGGUUCCUAUAAGAUUUGAUUAAUAAAAAAAAGAAGAAUGUAUUUGAAUUGACUUUAAUUCCAAAACAAGAGUAUAAAAGCAUAUUGUUGUUAAGUUAUUAUAGAAAUUAAUUAGCACAUAUAUUUUUUAGUGAAGGAAUUGUUUGUUCUGCUUUAAAUGGGUUUGGACAUUUGUUAUCUCAUACAGAAGGUGUAAGUGUAGAAAGAUUAUGGGAAGAAAGCGAUUUCUUAUUAAAAUUAUUGAAACGAGAAUAUGUUAUUAGAAAUAGAAUUACAAAUCAAGAAUAAAUGAUUGAUUUCAUAUCUUAUAUGAUUGAUAAAAAUGUUUUAGAAAUGGUUUCAGAUAAAAUUAGAGUUAACUAAUAAUUUGGUGAAUAAGCAUCUCAAUUUACUUGUUCAAUUAUAUGGCCCUUAGUAGAGUGUUAUUGGGCUACUAUAGUUUAUUUAUAUUAAUUAAAACGUGUUAGUGAAGCCAAAACUUCAUUUGAAUUAUCAGAACUUAUUGCUUAGAUUUAAGGAUUUGCUGAAUAAAUGUAUGGAGAACACAUAAUGGAACAUUACGAAAGUUGUUCAAUUGAAACUAUUAAGAAUGCAAUUAAUACAUAUUCAACAAUGAGAUGUAUUAAUAUAAAUAAAAAGGAUGAUUCAGAAUAGGUGAAUAUUGCAUUCUCAGACUAAGAAGUAAUUCUUAAAAUUAUGAAUUUAAUAGUUAUUAGAAGUAGAAGCUUAAGUGAAAAAAUACCUUAAGAAUAAUUAUUCUAAAUCAAUAUAAAACCCAAUAGAUAUUGCAAGAUCUUUAUUAGAUUAUACCGUUAUACCAAAAUUAUGA
Paramecium sonneborni is the source of this 3556-nucleotide messenger RNA. Lineage: Eukaryota; Ciliophora; Oligohymenophorea; Peniculida; Parameciidae. The record is from the annotation of a GenBank genome assembly.